ACAUGUAUUUUUCUUAUGAUCAUAAUUUUACCAUUUUUUGUAGUAUACUUGAAAGUCCUUUCGUAGAAUAUCGUGAUUGUAGUGAAUAUAUCAUUGCGCCAAUAUAUAUUCCUGAUUCACUUUCUUAUUCUGGAGCAUUUUUAUCAAAUUACAUCGUAAAUUCUGAUACAAGGAACACAGUAUUUGAUCUUGAUAUAGUUAUCACUGAUCCUAGUUAUAAUGUUUCUGACGAAGCUAUAGUUAUGUCAGCACUUGAUAGUGAAUAUGAUAAUUAUAAUAUGUAUCUUGAAGAUCUUGAUGGUACACCAACUCCAUUUGAAAGAUCAGCUUUUGAAAAAAAUCAAUAUCAUUUAGGGCAACCUCAAAAUGAUAGAAUCACAUAUUUGUGGUCAUUCAGUAGAACUAUUAGGAAUACUAUGAUUCCAAAUAUUUUAAGUUACUUGGGUCGUCCAACAUACAAAAGAAUGCCUUAUAUUGAAUCAAAUAUUGAGCCUCUCCCAUUUCCGGCUGCAUAUUUCAAUAAUAUAUUCGCAAAUAGUAAUAAUAUCUCUAUUACCAAUGUAUCUUAUUAUGGAAGAGUGCGCUUUUUUCCAGGCACUCCUAUUACAAAGGAGGAAACAGAACAAAGGAACAAAACUGUUUUGAGCCUGUUAGGUAUUCUCGGUGGUAUCUGGAGUGCUUUGACAGCUUUUUAUAUAUUUUUAUUUGGACUUGGAUUAAUUUCUCCAUGGGGUUUUGUACAAAGAUCACGACCAUUCAAAAGGCAAUAUCAACAAAGUUUAUUAAAUUCUCAAUCUGAUAAAUCCAAUGAAAAAGAAUAUCUUAUUACUGAAGAACCUGAAAAUCUCUCAAUUCAAAAACGACUUGAUGAUUUAGAAAAACGUGUUGAACGUUUGGAAAGAAUUAACAAUUAUUAUAGAGAAUAUAUUAUUGAUACUUCAUUUAUAACUUCUAUUAAAAGUGAUUCAUCCCUUCUUGAUACGGCAUAA
Messenger RNA from Cetraspora pellucida, 989 nucleotides. The record is from the annotation of a GenBank genome assembly. Lineage: Eukaryota; Fungi; Glomeromycota; Glomeromycetes; Diversisporales; Gigasporaceae.